Mauremys mutica (yellowpond turtle) is the source of this 3637-nucleotide messenger RNA. It is a transcript of the gene NR4A2, whose product is annotated as nuclear receptor subfamily 4 group A member 2. The transcript is spliced from 10 exons. NCBI's taxonomy places the organism in Eukaryota, Metazoa, Chordata, Testudines, Geoemydidae. The record is from RefSeq and is a predicted model, not a curated record. Bases 538 to 2334 code for a protein of 598 amino acids. Gene Ontology annotation, cellular component: transcription regulator complex; nucleus. Gene Ontology annotation, biological process: cellular response to corticotropin-releasing hormone stimulus; dopaminergic neuron differentiation; regulation of transcription by RNA polymerase II. Gene Ontology annotation, molecular function: nuclear glucocorticoid receptor binding; nuclear receptor activity; zinc ion binding.
GCUGGGAACGGGGCGCGGAGGCCCCGCCGCAGCCUCCGCUUUCUCCUCCUCCCGGCCCCGGCUGCGGCAAGUGGGGGCCGGGCGCUGCUGCUAGCGCCGCCCCCGGGCCGCGCCUGGCCUGGUCCUGCCUCCCCUCCUCUGGCGGCGCCCGGGCUGAGCUUGGGGAGCGCGGCCCGCGUAGCUGGGGCGCGGCGCGGCUGUGAUGGGAGGGACGCGCGGCGGACAGCGCAGGCAGGAGAGGAGCCAGUUAUUUGCAGUGCUGUUCUGGCUCUGUCUGUCGCAGGGUAUCCGAGAGACAAGGCAGAGAAUAACUAGCAAGUGCUCCGUCAUCGGUUGUUUUGUCCGACGAUCUGCCCCUGGGAAACUGUUGUUCAGACGGUUGAAUGAAUGAAUGAAAAAGACAUUGCUAACAAAGAGCGUACUGGGCAGUCUGGAGUCCUCACUGAUUUUCUAAAAUCUUGGAAACUUUGUCUCCAUUGAAUUCCGACACUGUUCACCUUUAAUUCCCUCGAAAACGCCUGUAACCCGGCUGAAGCCAUGCCCUGUGUUCAGGCUCAGUAUGGGUCAUCGCCUCAAGGAGCCAGCCCAGCUUCCCAGAGCUACAGUUACCACUCUUCAGGAGAAUACAGCUCCGAUUUCUUAACUCCAGAGUUUGUCAAGUUUAGCAUGGACCUCACCAACACUGAAAUCACUGCCACCACUUCUCUCCCCAGCUUCAGUACCUUUAUGGACAACUACAGCACAAGCUACGACGUGAAGCCACCUUGCUUGUACCAAAUGCCCCUGUCCGGACAGCAGUCCUCUAUUAAAGUGGAAGACAUUCAGAUGCACAGCUACCAGCAACACAACCACCUCCCCCCUCAGUCGGAGGAGAUGAUGCCUCAUUCAGGCUCCGUUUACUACAAGCCUUCGUCGCCCCCGACUCCCACCACCCCCGGCUUCCAGGUGCAGCACAGCCCCAUGUGGGACGACCCUGGCUCCCUCCACAACUUCCACCAGAAUUACGUGGCCACCACCCACAUGAUCGAGCAGAGGAAAACGCCUGUGUCCAGGCUCUCCUUGUUCUCAUUUAAGCAAUCACCGCCUGGAACCCCAGUGUCCAGCUGCCAGAUGCGAUUUGACGGGCCCCUCCACGUGCCCAUGAACCCCGAGCCAUCCGGGGCCCACCAUGUAGUCGAUGGCCAGACAUUUGCAGUGCCCAAUCCCAUCCGCAAACAGGCAUCCAUGGGCUUCCCAGGGCUACAGAUUGGCCAUGCUUCCCAGCUGCUGGACACCCAGGUGCCAUCCCCUCCCUCCCGGGGGUCUCCAUCCAACGAGGGCCUCUGUGCAGUGUGCGGGGACAACGCGGCCUGCCAGCACUACGGAGUGCGCACUUGUGAGGGUUGCAAGGGGUUCUUCAAGCGCACUGUCCAGAAAAACGCAAAAUACGUGUGUUUAGCAAAUAAAAACUGCCCAGUUGACAAACGCCGCAGAAAUCGCUGCCAGUAUUGUCGGUUUCAAAAGUGCCUUGCAGUUGGCAUGGUCAAAGAAGUGGUUCGCACAGACAGUUUAAAAGGCCGAAGGGGUCGCUUACCAUCCAAACCGAAGAGCCCCCAGGAGCCCUCUCCCCCCUCUCCCCCGGUGAGUCUGAUCAGUGCCCUGGUGAGAGCCCAUGUCGACUCCAACCCGGCUAUGAGCAGCCUGGACUAUUCCAGGUUCCAGGCUAACCCUGACUACCAGAUGAGUGGAGAUGACACUCAGCAUAUCCAGCAGUUUUAUGAUCUCUUGACCGGCUCCAUGGAGAUCAUCCGAGGAUGGGCAGAAAAAAUCCCUGGUUUCACUGACCUCUCUAAACCAGACCAGGACCUCCUCUUCGAAUCCGCUUUCUUGGAACUGUUUGUGCUGCGGCUAGCAUACAGGUCCAGCCCAGUGGAGGGCAAGCUUAUCUUUUGCAAUGGGGUGGUCCUGCACAGGUUGCAGUGUGUCCGUGGCUUUGGAGAAUGGAUUGAUUCCAUUGUUGAAUUCUCCUCCAACUUGCAAAAUAUGAACAUCGACAUAUCUGCCUUCUCAUGCAUCGCUGCCCUGGCUAUGGUAACAGAGAGGCACGGGCUAAAGGAACCCAAGAGGGUGGAAGAACUUCAGAACAAGAUUGUAAAUUGUCUCAAAGACCAUGUAACUUUCAAUAACGGAGGUUUGAAUCGCCCCAAUUAUUUGUCCAAACUCUUGGGGAAGCUCCCUGAACUUCGCACCCUUUGCACACAGGGACUGCAACGCAUUUUCUACCUGAAACUAGAAGAUUUGGUGCCACCUCCAGCAAUAAUCGACAAACUUUUUCUGGACACUUUACCUUUUUAAGACUCUUCCCAUGCACUUAAAGUGAACUUUAAAGAAAAUAAACUCGACCUGUCUGAAGGGGAAUUCACCUGUGCGCAAAGCAGCACCUUUGGGUGCCAGAUUCCCAUCCCCAAAACUGUUGCUAACCUCCUGAAGGCAAAACGUGAAUGGGCAUUUUGGCUCUGGGGCAUCAAGGAUUCAGAUGAUGGACAACUUAAAUACCAUGGUAUAAGCUUUUUAUUAUCGGCUCAAAAUAUUAUUAAGAAGGACUUCUGAUUAAAAAGACGAUCAUAUUUGGCAACGCUGGGCUAAGACUCAUAUGAUGACAAAGUAUUAAGGUGACCCACAAGUCUCACCCUCUUAAAGACUAAAGUUUUCUGAUGUAAAAGAAAGCUGUAAUAUAUACUAAAAACUAAAUGUUACGUGGGUGGCAUGAAAUUAAAGAAGGCAAAGGCUUGUAAAUUUAUCAGAUGCAGUUUGGCUUUUUAAAUUAUUCUGUGCCUAUUUAUGAAUAAAUAUUAAAAUCAAUUCUAAAAGAAAGAACAUAGAUGUGUUUGCAAAGAAAGAGAAUGAAGUAACUCAAUGAAAUGGGAAAGCAUGAUGAUUCUAGGAUGACAAUGUUAUAGGCACUUGCUAUUUCAGUAAUGUCUAUAUUCUAUAAAUAGUAUUUCAGACACUAUGUAGUCUGUUAGAUUUUAUAAAGAUGGGUAGUUAUCUAAGCUUCAAACAUUUUCUCAAUUGUAAAAUAGGUGGGCACAAGUAUUACAAAACCGAAAUCUUGGACAAAGGGGCACACAGUGUUUGUAAACACCGUCCAACAUUCCUUGUUUGUAAGUGUUGUAUGUACUGUUGAUGUUGAUUAAAAAAAGUUUAUAUCUUAAUUAUUUUGUUGUCUAAAGCUAAACAAAUCUUGCAUGCAGCAGCUUUUGACUGUUUCCAGAGUGCUUAUAAUAUAUAUAACUCCCUGGAAAUUACUGAGCACUUUGAAUUUUUUGUUUUGUUUUCUAUGUCUAAAAUUGUCAGUUAAUAUAUUAUUUUAUGUUUGAGUAAUAUUUUUAAUAUUGCCAUAUUCUGUAGUAUUUUUCUUUGUAUAUUUCCAGUAUGGCACAUUAUACAAGUCACUGCCUUUUUUUAAUAUGGUGUAUGACAGUUAGAGACGCUGAAUUUUUUUUCCUGAUAAACUCUUUCUUUGAGGAAAGACAAUUUUAAUGUUUACAACAAUAAAACCAUGUAAACGAAUGGAAUUUCGUCUUCUUUCUGGCUAAGCGAGAAGUACCAAUACCAAAAUCCAUUGCAGAUAAAGAAAAUUGACUGUGGCGAUAUA